UCGGUAAAAUAAAAAAACAUGUUACCACUGUCUUUGUUACGAACAGCUGUCAAUCAUCCAAUGCUUGUUGAGUUAAAGAAUGGAGAAACCUAUAAUGGACAUCUAGUGAGCUGUGAUAAUUGGAUGAAUAUCAAUUUAAGGGAGGUCAUUUGUACAUCCAGGGAUGGUGAUCGGUUUUGGAGGAUGCCAGAAUGUUACAUCAGAGGCAGCACAAUUAAGUACUUACGAAUACCUGAUGAAGUCAUUGAUAUGGUCAAGGAGGAGGUUAUCCAGAAGUCAAAGGGCAGAGGGGAGAUGAGGGGUAGAGGAGGCCCUCAAAGGGGUGGAAGAGGAGGUAGAGGUGCCUUUGGAAGCCGAGGAGGUGGUCGAGGUGGGGGUCGUGGAGGUCAGCAGAGGCCAGGCAAGGGUAGAGGUGACUGACAGAGGGGCCUGAGAAGGGAGUAUGAGUGAAUCAUCUCAUAGUAUGGCUGUGGAAAGACUGGACAUUUUAGUGCUGUGUUUGAGAUGCCAUUGUUUCAUCAUUUCUUGUGUGUCACCAAACUGAUCUGAUAUGAUCAUUGCAACGGAUCAGUGUGAACAAAUCUGUUUUUUUUUAAAUGCAGUCUUUGAGCUGAUAUAAUUAUUUGAUGUAGAACUUUGUUAAAGGAAUCUCCUGAAAAUUAAAAAAAAAUUGAAAUUCU
Messenger RNA from Saccostrea echinata, 680 nucleotides. Its product is annotated as U6 snRNA-associated Sm-like protein LSm4. The record is from RefSeq and is a predicted model, not a curated record. Gene Ontology annotation, biological process: P-body assembly; spliceosomal snRNP assembly; mRNA splicing, via spliceosome. The transcript is spliced from 5 exons. Gene Ontology annotation, cellular component: U6 snRNP; spliceosomal tri-snRNP complex; P-body. Bases 19 to 420 code for a protein of 133 amino acids. NCBI's taxonomy places the organism in Eukaryota, Metazoa, Mollusca, Bivalvia, Ostreida, Ostreidae. Gene Ontology annotation, molecular function: U6 snRNA binding.